Molecule: messenger RNA, 2349 nt
Organism: Linepithema humile (Argentine ant)
Lineage: Eukaryota; Metazoa; Arthropoda; Insecta; Hymenoptera; Formicidae
Gene: Patr-1
Product: Protein associated with topo II related - 1
Biological process (GO): P-body assembly; deadenylation-dependent decapping of nuclear-transcribed mRNA
Cellular component (GO): P-body
Molecular function (GO): RNA binding
Source: RefSeq, a predicted model, not a curated record
CGCCAUGGCAGCUGAUGCUCUUUGCAGCACUUGACGUUUAAUCAGAACAUGUCAUUUUGCAAAUUUCAUUUUCACAAAUGGCAGACUCCUUUUUCGGUUUCGAUACCACGCUCGGAGAUAACAGCUUAGAGGAUGGAUUAGAUUGUCCAUUAGAGGAAGAUGAAGAAGAAGAGUAUGAUGCACUGAAUGAUGAAACAUUUGGGCCUGAUGCUGCUAUUGGUGACUGGGAGGAAGAUCAUGAAAAGCUUGCUGAAAUUACGGAAUCAAGUCGCCCACAUAAUCAGACGGCAACAAAUAAAAAAAAUAUUUCUAACAUAGACAUUGAGGAUAAUUUGUCACAUUUGGUAUUGGAUAAAGAAGGGAUAGUCCCACGACCUGGUGUAUGGAGUAGUCCAUUGAAUCUAUCUCUUCCAAAAACUCAGCCACGAUUAUCUUUGCCAACCUUGAAAAAUGCCUGUACAGUGGAAGAGUUGGAAAGAGGGCUUAUUGCGAAUAGGCCACCUCCAGGUCUCAGCAAACCACAAACGCAACAACAGCAGAAAAAAUCUGAAGGAUCACUUCUCUUUGAAGCUCUAUCUUUAAAUGAGAAACUUCAGGUCAAUGGGGUACCUCCAACACGCUUUCCACCAGGACUGGGCCUACCUGGGGCGGCGCAUUCCAUGGUUAUGUCCAAUUUCAGACUACCACAUCCCCAAUUUAUUACACCUCAUCGAUUAUUACUUAAUCAAUCUGGGAAUGUGUUUCGUUAUCCUCUACCACCGCAUUUAAUGUUGCCACAUGUACCGAGACAAGCUCUUCAUGGCAAUUAUCCUGGUUUUCCUCAACCACCACAUGCUGUAGGAGGUCCACAGUUCCUUCGACCAGAUCACAUGAUGCCUGCAUUUCCUAAUAAUCAAAACAACCAUCAACAACACCAACAACAUUCUUACUCACAUUCGGGAAAUCAGAGAAACCAAAAUAGACCUUAUUAUCAUAAUGAACAACAAACCGGACAUCAACCGUUUUUUAAAAAUAAUCAAUAUCCUCAUCGCAUUCAUGACAGAAAUAAUCAAAGACAUCAUCAUCAUCAACACUACGCUCAGAGUGUUAAUGGUAAUGCCUCAGGAGAUUAUGAACCUCCAGGAAAACUUGCUAUAAAACCUCACGAGAAACAAUGGUUGAUUAAUAUUCAACUGUUACAACUUAAUACAAUUCAACCAUAUGUUGAUGAUCACUAUUAUAUUGUAUUCUGUGAUAAGCGGAAUAAGCAAAACACAAGUCAAGACCAAAAAGAUAGAAAACACCAUAAUAACAAUGGAUACCAUAAGGAUCACAAAGACUGGGAGCCAACGCCUCAAGCCGCUUCCAGAUCAGCAUAUACACCAGCCCAAUUUGAGAACUCAUUAGGCAAACUACAUUGCAGCAGUGUAACGGCACCACGCAAACUUAUUGAUAUGGAUGUUGUAUCAAAUAAUGAUUCUCAAUCUACUCCUCAGUCGCAACAAAAGGAUACUAAAAAAACACGACAACUGCUACUUGAAAUUGAAAGGCUAUAUACAUUAUUAUUUAAACUGGAAGAUCUGAGCAAUCCUCUUGCUGCAAUUCCGGAACCGCAACAGCAACAAGAAGGAGAGAAUGAAACAAAUACAAAUAAAACUAUACCAGAAUUAAUUAGCAUGAUAUUAUCAUGUCUGCAACAAUUGAUACAAGAUGAUAAAUUAGCUAAUAUGCUAAGCAUUCGAAAAGGAAAGACGUUAUUACUACGUUUUUUACCUCAUCUAAAUGUGACAGAAUAUAAUAAGCAGUUAAAAAAACUGUGGACUGCGAUAUUUAAAGGAUUAGCCGUGAUAGGCCGUAGAGAUUGCCAUUUAUUAACAGAUCUUUAUUCCGAUUUUCGAAGAUGGCUCAAUGACGUAAAAGAUUUUGAUACUAUACUGCAAUUAGUAAGAGCACUGUCUGACUCAGCUACUCAGCCUGUGAAGAACAACAGUUUGGCUUUUGCUGUUAUGAAUAAGUUUGGUAUAUCCGCAAUAACGGCAAUGUUUGAACAAGCAGAACAAUUAUGCGCUACAGACGAUUCCCUGCCUUCUGAGUGGUCAGCUUUUGUAAUAACGAUAGCUGAGAUUAUCGAUUCCUUAUCCUGUGCUACACCUUGUCAACCAAUUGCUACAAAUACGCUCAAUAAGCAUCUGAAUCGGAUUUCCAGUUUGAAGAUAGAAAGGUAUACCAUGCUAGCGCGCUUGUUGACUGAUGCCAAUACUUUACGAUAGUCUAAUGUUACACUAGACACUAGACACAGUUACAUCUGACAGUUUUUUUUAAUUUGUCUUUUUUUAAUGUACGAAAAAUAAAUUAUACAAAAAAAUGAUA